CCUCUCUAUAUAUAAUUUCAUUUGUCCCCUCCAGCCAGCCAAUUCCGCUCCAUCUCUAAUUUUCUCUAAAUAUCUGAUCUUGAUUUUCAAACCGAGUUGUUUGAUGUUUUUGAGCUCUAUCCCCUUUUCCUGAUUUCUGUUUCACCCCCAAUUCUCGAUUGGGGGAUGAUCAAUUACAUCCAAUCUUGUUAAUCCUCCGCUGCAAUUCCAAUCCAAAUGUUCUGUUUCCAAAGCUCAAUUCCAGUUGACCACCACAUAGAAAUGGCCAAAUCCGUUUCCAAGGCGAAGCAAAAGAAUCCGAAUCUCCCUCAUCACUGCGAUCAAUCCCGCUCCGCCUUGAUCGAUGUUGUGAUCCUGAUCGCCGUGAUUUGCGCCUUCGGAUUCCUGCUGUAUCCAUACGCGAAGAUCCUAGGGCAGAAAACCGCCGAGCUCUCCGAGGAAGUCGCCGAGGUGGUGAUUGAGGAAGUCCUCCGCGCGCCGCUGGUGUUCGGAUGCUUAGGUCUCAGCAUAGUCUUCGCGGUGACGGCGCUGGUGGUGAUCACCUUGUGCACGGACAACCGAUGCGGCAAAGCCGGCUGCAGUGGGCUGCGGAAGGCUGCUGAAUUCGACAUUCAGUUGGAAACUGAGGAUGCUGUGAGCAGGUCUAAUCUUCAGCUAUCAUCAUCAUACAAGAAGGGGCUGUUUGAAUUGCCUCGCGAUCAUCACCGGGAGCUUGAGGCGGAGCUGAAGAAGAUGGCGCCGCCUAAUGGCAGGGCGGUGCUGGUGUUCCGAGCGAGGUGUGGAUGCUCCCUCGGUCGAAUGGAGGUGCCGGGGCCUAGGAAAUCUCGGAAGGUUAGAAAGUAGGUAUACUUGAUAGCAAUGUUUUUUUUUUAUAUAUGCAUACUGAUAUAGAGAUUGAGAUGAGCAGGUCUCUUUUACAUAUUUAUUUGCUUUCACAAUACAAGGAUAUCAAGAAUAAGGUCAUUUGAAUAAAUUAUAUGAACAUUAUACAUUGCUAGUUAUUCCAAGAAUGUGGAGUUCACUUACUUACUAGGCUCUAUUACAUUAGUUCAUGCCAUUUGUUCACUUCAGGAAAAUAAGCUUCUUGUUAUU
Salvia splendens (bonfire salvia) is the source of this 1092-nucleotide messenger RNA. RefSeq lists its product as uncharacterized. The record is from RefSeq and is a predicted model, not a curated record. Lineage: Eukaryota; Viridiplantae; Streptophyta; Magnoliopsida; Lamiales; Lamiaceae. Bases 217 to 843 code for a protein of 208 amino acids. The transcript has a single exon.